AUGUCCACAACGGCUGACGAUAAACAAUUCUUCACCACAUACUCCCAGCUUAUAAGGUUGCUGACGGACGCUGCUCCUGAGACUUUCUACUCCACGGACGAUUACCAUAAAUUGACGUCGUUGGGGCCUUCGCUACCCCAGGUACCUGCUGGGUUCCCCAAGUUGGCUAAGACGACAGCUGGGGAGACUACAAAGCUUAAUUUUAAGAGUAUCAAGCCGCCAUUUAAGUUUGCUGCUUCGCUUGACGUGCCGCUUGAACUGACGGUGUUCAAUAUCAAGAAUGAACUUGUGGAGACGGUGGCUACGCUUAAAGAGGCUGGAGCGACCGCCAGCAACUUGAAGUUGAUGCUUAAGGCAAAGGUGCUUACGGAUUCGACGCAGAUUGGGUCUGUGGCCAAGGCAAACGAGGAACUUGCCAUUACUGUCAUGGUGUCACCACCCACUGCAUCUCCAGAGAAGGCCAGCCCAGCUGCCACGCCAAGCGCUACAGAAGACCCAGACGAGGCAGUGCUUGAGCCAGUGGUUACAGAAGCUACAUGGGCGAAAAUCGGCCUGUUCUUGGCCCUCGACAUUGGCUCCGAGAGAGCCCAGAAGGCCGUGGCCCAAUUUAAGACUUUGGUCUGA
Messenger RNA from Candidozyma haemuli, 624 nucleotides. RefSeq lists its product as uncharacterized. Lineage: Eukaryota; Fungi; Ascomycota; Pichiomycetes; Serinales; Metschnikowiaceae. Gene Ontology annotation, molecular function: protein binding. The record is from RefSeq and is a predicted model, not a curated record. The coding region runs from base 1 to 624 and encodes 207 amino acids. The transcript has a single exon.